Cladocopium goreaui is the source of this 1560-nucleotide messenger RNA. The record is from the annotation of a GenBank genome assembly. Lineage: Eukaryota; Dinophyceae; Suessiales; Symbiodiniaceae.
UGCAACGCUGUGUCCGUUCCCCGUUUUUGCGACGCCUCCAUGGCGAUUGGGGCUCCGGGCAAUUUGGGAGGCCGGCGGCGGUCGAGAAUUCUGCUGGGGAAGGUGUUGGCUGUGGCUGUUUGGGCCACGGUGACGCCCUCUCUGAACUUCGCGGGCGCUGUGUCAAGAUGGCAGGUGGCGUGUCCGUUCGGCCGCGGUCGCAUGGCCCUGGAGGCCUACUCCGACAUGAAGGUCGGGGAGCUGAAAGCUUUGCUAAAGGAGCGAGGCCUGAAAGUCGGCGGCCUCAAGGCCGAGCUCGUGGCCCGCCUAGAGGAGAGCGACGGCGACGUUGUCGACGUUGAGGAAGACGAUGAAGUGGAGGAGGAGGAGGCACCCAGUCCGCCACCGAAGGCGGCGCAAAAAAAGACCGGCCCCGCGGAAUACAAGGCAGGGCAACUGGCCCUGGCCAAAUUCCACGACGAUGGCCGCUACUACAGCGUGAAGCUGAAGAAGGACAACGGCGACGGGAGCUUCGACAUCGUGUGGUUGGAGGAUGAAGCCGAAGACACGGCAAACUUGGAAGAUCUGAAGCCACAAUUGAAGGACUUCAAAAAGGGAGAUUUGGUGUUGGCCAAAUGUGCGGAGGAUGGUAGGAGAUACACUGCUCUGGUUCAGGAGAACAAGGGCGAAGGCUACGUCACGGUGCAGUACAUCGAAGACGAGAGCGAGGAGGAGGUGUUGAUUGACAACGUUGUGAAGCAGAUGAAGAAGUUCAAAAAGGGCCAGAAGGUGGAAGCCAAAUUCCCGGAUGACGGUGAGUUCUAUGCGGCCACGGUAAAAGAUGACCUUGGAAAGGGAAAGUAUCUCAUUGAGUGGGAAGACCCCGAUGGAAGCGAUCCAGAAUCCGAGAUGCUGGUGGAUGACAUCCAAAGACCCAGGGUCAAUAUCGACACCUUCGAGAUUGGGCAGAAGCUGAUAGGAGAAGUGAGACGGGUGGUGCCCUUUGGCGCCUUCGUAGAUGUGGGUGCCUACACCGACGGCCUGGUCCAUGUGUCCAAGAUCUCCAACGAGCGGAUCGAAAACCCCGAGGACUACGUGUCAGAGGAAGACGAGAUCACCGUCUGGGUGAACAGUAUCGAUACGGAGCAGAAUCGGCUAGGCUUGACGAUGGUUGAAAGCAAAUUGGGCGGCCGCGGCGGCAUGCGGAGCAGAGAGGUGACUCACCCCUUCGCUGAUCUCCAGGUGGGUGAUGAGCUGGAGGGCAUCGUGGAAGGUGUCAGGGACUUCGGCGCCUUCGUGGACGUGGGCUCGGAGCGCUCGGGGCUGGUGCACAUCUCGCGGAUAAGCGAUGGCUUUGUGGACAAUCCACACGAUUUCGCCGCUGAGGGUCAAAAGGUCACUGUUUGGGUGAGCUCCGUGGAUGAUGGACGCUUGGGACUUACCAUGGUGAAAAGCAGGCUCUGAUCGCGAUAGCACGCACGGAACGUCGCGAUUUUGAUCCUCAGCGAGCGCAGCUAGCGUCCGACGUGAAAAGAACGAAACGAAAAAGGCAGAAAAACGGCGGCGGAAGAAGGAACCUCC